AUGGCAAAGCAUAGAGCUCUCCUGUUUCCUUAUGUUUUCUCCAUUCUCAUACUCACUAUGAGCUUAUUGUGCAAAGCCAUUGACGAUGAAGACAGAAAGCCAUAUAUUGUCUACUUGGGAUCACUUCCUAAUGAUGAGGCCUUCUCACCAUUGUCUCACCAAAUUGGUAUACUCGAAAGAGUUGUGGAGAGCACUUCUGCUUCUAAUUUCUUGAUAAGAAGCUACAAAAGGAGCUUCAAUGGGUUCGCUGCCAAGCUCACUGACCAAGAAAUAGAAAGGCUUGCUAACAUGAAGGAAGUAGUCUCUGUCUUUCCAAGCACAAACUUCCAACUUCACACAACAAGAUCUUGGGAUUUUAUUGGUCUCAAUGACGAAACCAAACGAAAUUCUACUACUGAGAGUGAUGUUGUCGUUGGUGUGAUCGACACUGGAAUUUGGCCCGAAUCGCAGAGCUUCAAUGACGAAGGUUUUAGUCCGGCUCCCAAGAAGUGGAAAGGUGUUUGUGAAGGUGGCAAAAAUUUCACUUGCAACAACAAGAUCAUUGGAGCUCGGCGUUACAACUCAUCAUCAGCAAGGGAUGAAGUUGGACAUGGAUCCCACACUGCCUCAACGGCAGCAGGGAAUGCCUUUAAGGGCGCGAGCUUUUAUGGACUAGCACAAGGUACUGCAAGAGGAGGAGUUCCCUCUGCGAGAAUUGCUGCCUAUAAAGUCUGCGAAUUCAAAAAGUGCCCUGGAGAGGCUAUCAUGGCUGCUUUUGACGAUGCUAUUGCUGAUGGAGUUGACAUCAUUACAAUUUCACUUGGAGGCACUUCCGUCACUCCUUUUGAUAAGGAUCCUAUAGCCAUUGGCAGUUUUCAUGCAAUGAAGAAAGGGAUACUAACCGCACAUUCUGCAGGCAACCGUGGCCCUGAAGAGGGUACCGUAGUAAGUGUAGAACCAUGGGUACUUACAGUUGCAGCAAGUGGCACAGAUCGCCGGAUCAUUGACAAGGUUGUUCUUGGAAAUGGAAGGACACUCAUCGGGAAUUCGGUGAACUCUUUCACAUCCAAUGGAACAAGUUAUCCUUUGGUAUAUGGAAAAGAUGCUACAAGUCACUGCUCCAAUUUCGAUGCUCAGAGUUGUUUAGCAGGCUGCAUAGACAGUGAUUUAGUCAAGGGAAAGAUUUUGGUAUGUGAUGCGUCUGAUGGAGAUAUAGUGGCUCUUCAAGCUGGUGCACUAGGUUCCAUUGUAAUCAGUGCCAGUGAGGAUGUUGCUUUUAUUGUCCCACUACCUGCAACAGGUUUAAGCAUCAAAGAUUAUGAGGGGCUCAAGUCCUACCUGAACUCCACAAAACAUGCUAAAGCCAACAUAUUAAAAAGUGAAGCCAUAAAAGAUCCUGCUGCACCCAUUGUUGUUUCUUUCUCUUCCCGUGGACCGAAUUUGAUUUUACCAGAAAUUAUUAAACCAGACAUAAGCGCCCCAGGAGUAGAUAUUUUGGCUGCAUUUUCGCCUGUUGCUGCUAUCACAGAUAGCCCUGACGAUGGGAGGCAUGUCAAAUACAGUUUACUAUCUGGAACCUCCAUGGCUUGUCCCCAUGCUGCUGCUGCAGCUGCAUAUAUUAGAACAUUCCACCCUGAAUGGUCUCCAGCAGCCAUCAAAUCAUCUCUUAUGACUACAGCUUGGCCCAUGAACCACACCGACGACGUUUCUCCUGCUGAAUUUGCUCAUGGAUCUGGACACAUCAAUCCUGUAACAGCUCUAGAUCCUGGCCUCGUGUACGAAACUUCUGAAGAUGAUCACAUUAAGUUGCUCUGCUCGUUCCUGGAUGAUGCAAGAGUUAAACUUAUAUCGGGAGAGAACAGCUCUUGUCCUAAAGGCUCUGAGAAAGGAUCACCAAAGGAUUUCAAUUACCCUUCUCUGGCUGCUGUUGUUAAACCAGUGACAUCUUUUACUAUUAACUUUAAUAGAACAGUUAAAAACGUUGGCCUUGCAAACUCUACCUACAAGGCCAAAAUCCUCCCGGAUUCUAAAGUUGACAUCAAAGUAGUACCUCAAGUUCUUUCAUUCAAGUCCUUGAAUGAGGAGAAGACUUUCACCGUGACAGUCGUUGCAAAAGGCUUGCCGGAUGGAUCACAUGCGUCGGCGUCACUGGUUUGGUAUGAUGGAACUCAUAGAGUUAGAAGUCCAAUUCUUGUACGCAGCAAAGCAGCUUCAUGGUAA
Prunus avium (sweet cherry) is the source of this 2199-nucleotide messenger RNA. The record is from RefSeq and is a predicted model, not a curated record. NCBI's taxonomy places the organism in Eukaryota, Viridiplantae, Streptophyta, Magnoliopsida, Rosales, Rosaceae.